This is a messenger RNA of Nannizzia gypsea CBS 118893, 1827 nucleotides long. Its product is annotated as dihydroxy-acid dehydratase. Bases 1 to 1827 code for a protein of 608 amino acids. NCBI's taxonomy places the organism in Eukaryota, Fungi, Ascomycota, Eurotiomycetes, Onygenales, Arthrodermataceae. Gene Ontology annotation, biological process: branched-chain amino acid biosynthetic process. The transcript has 3 exons. The record is from RefSeq and is a predicted model, not a curated record. Gene Ontology annotation, cellular component: mitochondrion. Gene Ontology annotation, molecular function: dihydroxy-acid dehydratase activity.
AUGAGCUCUACAGAAGUUAAUGGCUUCGGUGGUGAGAAGCGGGAAGAGAAAUACGUCCGGUUCCCCUGCGUUGAUGACGAUGCGACUCGGGAUGGCAAGCCGGUGUUAAACAAGUACUCGCAUUUCAUCACAAAGGACCAUGACUUUCCCGGAGCUCAGGCCAUGUUGUAUGCUGCUGGGGUACCUGAUAGGGAGAGCAUGAAGAACAGCCCCCAGGUAGGCAUUGCGUCCGUAUGGUGGGAGGGCAAUGCCUGCAACAUGCAUCUGCUGGACCUUGGGAAGACCGUCAAGAAAGCCGUCACUGGCCUGGGGAUGCUGGGCUGGCAGUACAAUACAAUUGGCGUCUCUGAUGCCAUCACCAUGGGCCAUGAAGGUAUGCGGUUUUCCCUACAGUCAAGAGAGAUUAUAGCCGAUAGCAUUGAGACGGUCACCUGCGCGCAGUACCACGAUGCCUGCAUCGCGAUUCCCGGCUGUGACAAGAACAUGCCGGGAACCGUCAUGGCCAUGGGACGCCAUAACCGACCAUCUCUGAUGAUCUACGGUGGUACGAUCCAGAUUGGCUAUUCCAACGUCUUGCGGCAGCCAAUCAAUAUAUCGACGUGCUACGAGGCUGCGGGAGCGUAUGCGUACGAUAAGCUCAAGCAGCCGGACGACGGCGGCGACCAGAGUAAGACCAAAGACGAGAUCAUGGAGGAUAUCGAGAGACACGCCUGUCCCAGCGCCGGUGCCUGCGCGGGCAUGUUCACGGCCAACACAAUGGCCACUGCUAUCGAGACCAUGGGCCUCUCCCUGCCCGGCUCGUCGUCUACUCCGGCAACGGCCCCGGCCAAGAUGAGAGAGUGUGUCAAGGCCGCGGAAGCCAUCAAGAUCUGCAUGGAGAAGAACAUCCGGCCUCGGGACCUGCUCACAAAACGGUCGUUUGAGAAUGCGCUGGUGAUGACCAUGGCGAUGGGCGGGAGUACCAACAGUGUGAUCCAUUUCAUCGCCAUGGCCAGGUCGGCAGGCGUGGAGCUGACCCUCGACGACUUCCAGCGCGUCAGUGACAAGGUCCCCUUUAUCGCCAACCUCUCGCCCAGCGGGAAGUACUACAUGGCCGACCUGUACGAGAUCGGAGGCACGCCGUCCGUCCAGAAGCUGCUCGUAGCUGCCGGCCUGCUGGACGGAGACAUCCCAACAGUGACGGGAAAGACACUGGCCGAGAACAUUGCCUCUUUCCCCUCCCUCUCACCGGGACAGGAUAUCAUCCGCCCUCUCGACGACCCGAUCAAGACCACCGGACACCUGCAGAUUCUGAGAGGGAACCUCGCUCCAGGAGGCGCCGUGGCCAAAAUCACAGGGAAAGAAGGCACUAAAUUCACCGGUAAGGCUCGAGUGUUUGAUCGUGAAUCCGAACUAAACUGCGCACUCUCCCGCGGCGAGAUCCCACGGACAGAAAAUCUGGUCCUCAUCGUCCGGUAUGAAGGUCCCAAGGGCGGUCCCGGCAUGCCAGAGCAGCUCAAGGCCAGUGCUGCUCUCAUGGGCGCCAAACUGACCAACGUCGCCCUGAUUACGGACGGACGGUACUCGGGCGCCAGCCACGGCUUCAUCGUCGGCCAUAUCGUUCCUGAGGCAGCCGUGGGUGGUCCCCUGGCCAUCGUCCAGGACGGAGACGUCAUCACCAUCAACGCAGAGACGAACGAGCUUUCGAUGGCCGUUUCUGAUGAAGAAAUCGCCGCAAGGCUCAAGAACUGGACGCCGCCGGAGCCGCGAGUCACUCGAGGCGUCUUGGCGAAGUAUUCUCGAUUGGUUGGAGAUGCAUCUCACGGUGCCAUGACCGAUUUGUUCUGA